AUGCAGCCGACGCCGCCGCCCGGCGGCGCGUACCCCCCCGGGCAUCAUCAACCUCCGCCGCCCGGGUACCAGAUGAUGUACGUGAUGCCGACCGCGAACGGCGGGUAUCAGUACCUACAGCCGGAGCAAACGAUGGGCGGGCAACAACGACAACACCACCAUCACUGGGCGACGGCGGCGCCGCCGCCGGCGCCGUCGGCGCCGGCGUGGGGGCAGCCCGCGGCGAUGCAGUGGGGGUCGCAGAUGGCGACGGCGAACGCGAACGCGAACGCGAACGCGAACGCGAACGCGCCGUCGUCGCGAGGGAAUUGGUACGGCGGCGGACCGCGCCCGCCGCCGCCGCGGGAGACGACGACGACGACGACGACGAGCUGCUACCGAUUCCGCGACGGCAGCGCCGUCGGCGGCGGACCCGUCGCGCCGCCGCCCGCGCCCGCGAGCGCGCCCGCGCCGCCGACGACGACGACGAAACGAAGCGGCGAGGGGAAGGGCGGGGAACCUUCCGGGGACGACGCGCGCGGGGACGGCGACGCCGAUCCGAAUUCGAUCGAUCGCGCGAAAAAAGGCGGCACCCCGGCGUCGGCGCCGCCGCCGCCGCCGCCGGCGGACGCGAAGAAGACGGAACGUCAACCGUCGAAACCAACCGAGAAGGGCGUGACGUUCCCGACCAUCGACGAGAUCCCCGUCGUCAAGCCCGUGGACGUCGCGUCGCUCCCGGAGGACGUGCGCGCGUACCGCGCCGAGCGCGCGAAGAACUGGCCGUCGAGCGCCGCCGUCGACGCCAAGCGGAGACGCGCGGCGGAGAAAGGCGCGUUCAUAUUCACACUGGUCCCCAUACGACCGCCCUCGCGCGGGGAGGCGUGCGACGACGACGGCGGCGCCGACGCGGCGAGGCGAGCGCGGUUGAAGGAGGUGCUCGCCGCGCAGAGGGCGUUGGGGCAUUACGACGCGAGCGAGGAGAUCGGGGACGUCGACGGCGGCGGCGGAGGAGGAGGAGGAAGGGGAAGAGGAGGAGGGGGAAGAGGGAAGGGCGGCGGGAGAGGCAUCAAAGGCAGAGGCAGGAAACGCGGCGCGCGCGACGACGACGACGACGACGACGACGACGGGGGGAAAGCGAAAGCGCCGCGACGGGAAGGAGGAGACGCGCACGACGGCGACGGCGGUGGCGACGGCGGCGAUGGAGACGGUGGGACGGGCGCGAAAACGCCUCGGACCUGUCGGUUUUUUCUACGCGGCCAGUGCAAGUCCGGCGCGAAGUGUCGCUUCUCGCACGAGCGCCCCGAGCGGAAAAACAAACCGGGAAAGGGAGGCCGAGGCCAAGGCGGCGGCGGCGGCGGCGGCGGCGGCGCGCACGGAAACCAACCGCAACGACCGCCGCAGCCGACGCUCCUGAAGAAGCUCUUCGCGAAGGAAGUCCGCGUCUCGCGCUCGCGCCUGCUCCAGGUGUUUCGGUUCCUCGUGAAUAACAACUUUUUGCGCGACGCGGAGAAAGCGGAGACGGAGAAACUGUGGAUGUUUCCGUUCGUCGACGCCGCGCCCGCGGACGUGAAGACGAAGCUGAAGGAGCUCGCGACCGCGCCGGACGUCGAGGAUGACGAGGACAUCGACGACGUCGCGGACGAAGACGUCCCGGACCCGGAGGAACCCGGGCGAGCGUGA
Micromonas pusilla CCMP1545 is the source of this 1659-nucleotide messenger RNA. RefSeq lists its product as uncharacterized. Gene Ontology annotation, molecular function: metal ion binding. The record is from RefSeq and is a predicted model, not a curated record. Gene Ontology annotation, biological process: box C/D snoRNP assembly. Bases 1 to 1659 code for a protein of 552 amino acids. Gene Ontology annotation, cellular component: nucleus. The transcript is spliced from 2 exons. Lineage: Eukaryota; Viridiplantae; Chlorophyta; Mamiellophyceae; Mamiellales; Mamiellaceae.